Daphnia pulicaria is the source of this 2005-nucleotide messenger RNA. RefSeq lists its product as uncharacterized. Lineage: Eukaryota; Metazoa; Arthropoda; Branchiopoda; Diplostraca; Daphniidae. The transcript has 2 exons. Bases 847 to 2004 code for a protein of 385 amino acids. The record is from RefSeq and is a predicted model, not a curated record.
UUUUGCGCAAUAUUUCCAUUUUCAGUUUUAUUAUUUAUUCUGACGUGGAUAGCAAAUCUAAUUACAAUGUACCGUCCGCGCAACUUAUUUGAUCUUGACAUUUGCUCUAUCGAGAAAUCGUUGGCGCAUCUAUAUGAGAAAAUCUGUGAGUCGCAACACCACUUUGGUGAAUAGAGUUGGUAUUUAAUUUGAUGAUUGGAUAAUUCAAAUUCUUUCCGUAUUUUUUCAAGGGUGGAUUGGAUGUUAUGUAAGAAGAGCGAGGCGGUUUCCUCCCCCUGGGGGCACUAUUUUUCGAUUUGAGAUGGGUGGAGCAAGGUCGAUAAUUAAUGUAUUCAUCUCAGGGAAUUUGAUGGUGUUGAACGGAAAAAUGCCCUUCAUUGCCCAAUCCGCAUUGUUUGAUCUUGUAAGUAGGAAUCCACAAAAAAAUUCUUCCGCAAAGAUCAACAGCCACUUCAAUGGCCCAGAGCAAAUUUAAUUAAAACAAUUAUACUUUACCGACAAAAAUGGGAUGUCAAUAACACUCGAUUUUCAUCAAGGUAUUUCGGUGGCCAUCUUGCUUUUAAUUGAAGUGCAUUCAAAGAGGGUGGAUACUAUCUCAAAAACAAGAAAACCUGCCUGGGAAAACAAAAGGAACACACCCAGAUUAAAUACCAGUUCGUCUUUCCUGUUUGUCCUAAACUCUGGUCGACUGAAAAACUCCCUUUGGUAAAUUUAACCUUGCUGCAUAAUAAUAAGUUUGAAAUAUCCGUGAGGUUUUCACUUACGUGCGAUUCGCAUAAAUAGCCAAUCCUCCAUUAGAGGAAGAUAUACCAUUUCCUCAGUCAGAAUAGAAGCAGUGCUUCGCCAAUGGACACCAUGCAUCUCGUCAUCCGCACAACUAUGAUUCUUGCCGGAGCGUUGGUGCUUGCCAAUUUCGGGGUAGUUGAUGCUCUCCCUAUUUCCAACAUUGACGUAAUCGCAGAAAUUGCUGAGGAGGCCGGCUCAGAUGAAGGCUUGCUAACUAUACCUGUUGCAACUACAACUCGAGCAUCGUUAUUCCAUCGAAGACAAAUGGCGUUGAGAGAUUUUAUAAGAAGUAGAACGCUGACGACAAAAGCUCCUGUUCGGAUUAAACCUCUACUUUUCCCUGUCCGGAGAAACACCAAUGGAAGCACGGUCUACCUCUUGGAUUCUUUCAACAGUCGAAAUAAAGAGGAGACUGUUUUUCAAAUCAGACCGGACUUGACAAAACCAACGGAAAUUCCCCCUGAACUACUCGCUAAAUUCCCGAUCAUGUCCAAUAGGAAUCAUUUCAACGACUAUGAAUUCAAUCGGGUCCCUGUGACAUCGCCUGCUGAGAAAUACGAAAAGUAUUCCUUUCAAGAUUUAAUGCGGAUUCUCAAAGGAAAUGAUACAGUAGCGGGGGAACAAUUGAGGACUUCUAAUAUUUCCUUUGAUGGACUUUUCGGAUAUUCCGGAGAAAAUGACUUCUCCUUGGAGCCUAUCGGUAAAGCAGCCAAAGGCGUAUCCUGGGAACCGUUAAAAGAAGCCGUUUUGCAUUUUCUGCAAGCACCAGCGUCAGGUAAGUUGUCUUUCGACGCCAACAGUACAGAGAGUCUCGAACUUCCAGGAGAAAUUUCCACUGAAUCUGAUGAGUUCUUCGAACCGAAUAAGGAGACCAACAGUACGACAGUUGAGGAACUGGAGGUUUAUACCUCAGCAGAGUCAACUACGGAUUCCGGGAUAAAAGAAUCGAACAGUACGACAGAUGAGGAACUGAAGAUUUCCUCAGCAGAAUCAACUACAGAUUCCAGGGGAAAAGAAUCGACGAAAGUUGAGGAACUGAAGAUUUCCUCAGAGUCAACUACAGAUUCCGGGAAAAAAGAAUCGACUACUGAAAUUUCGCUGGAUUCAAUUUUGAAUUUGAACUUUUGGGAACUCUUGAAAGAAACACCUUUACCAUUGAUGCCGACAGCUUCAACAGCAGCAGUAGAAGUAUCCACAAAACCGGUUACCAGCAUAUAAA